AUGUCCUGGACACCUCAGUCAUCGACGAGACCAGUGACCACCGAGGAGGCCAUGGCGAACGCGAGGAGGCUGGCCAAGGAAGAGGGCCUGCUUGUGGGCAUUUCUUCCGGAGCAAACCUGGCAGCUUGCUUGAAGGUCGCUUCGAGAGAAGACAAGGGUAAGAUGAUUGUCACCGUGUUCCCGAGUGGUGGCGAGAGAUACAUGAACUCCGACCUGUUUGCAGAUGUGCGAGAGGAGUGUAUUGCCAUGACAUUUUGA
This is a messenger RNA of Miscanthus lutarioriparius, 258 nucleotides long. The record is from the annotation of a GenBank genome assembly. NCBI's taxonomy places the organism in Eukaryota, Viridiplantae, Streptophyta, Magnoliopsida, Poales, Poaceae.